Messenger RNA from Salvia splendens (bonfire salvia), 1511 nucleotides. Its product is annotated as galactinol synthase 2. The record is from RefSeq and is a predicted model, not a curated record. Bases 1 to 1068 code for a protein of 355 amino acids. Gene Ontology annotation, molecular function: glycosyltransferase activity. The transcript has 4 exons. NCBI's taxonomy places the organism in Eukaryota, Viridiplantae, Streptophyta, Magnoliopsida, Lamiales, Lamiaceae.
AUGGAUCCAGAGAUUGUCAAGUCAACAGCCGGAAACGCGGCGGCGCCGGUGGUGGGUGCUUCUAAGAAUGCCUACGUGACGUUCUUGGCCGGCGCCGGCGACUAUGUGAAAGGCGUCGUUGGGUUGGCCAAGGGUUUGAGGAAAGUCGGCUCUGCGUUCCCGCUUGUGGUGGCGCUCCUAGCCGACGUGCCAGCGGAGCACCGCCGUAUCCUUGUGGAGCAGGGCUGUAUACUCCGUGAAAUUAAGCCGGCAUUCCCUUCUUCCGAUGCCGAUCAGAACCACACAUAUGUUAGGAAUUAUUUCCUUCUCAACUACUGCAAGCUUCGCCUUUGGAAGUUUGUGGAGUAUGAGAGAAUGAUAUAUAUGGAUGCGGAUGUGCAAGUGUUUGAUAACAUAGAUCACCUGUUUGAGCUUCCGAGUGGCUAUUUCUAUGGGGUGGUUGAUUGCGUGUGCGAGAUGUCGGGCGAUGCCUGCCCACAGAAGCUCCGGUGGCCGCAGGAGCUCGGCCCUCAGCCCCCUUUCUACCUCAAUGGUGGCAUGUUUGUUUUCGAGCCGGAUCUCACCACCUAUCAUGACCUCAUUCACACCCUCAGCCUCACCCCUCCCACCCCUUUCGCCGAGCAGGAUUUGUUGAACAUGUUCUUUAGAGAGAAGAUGAAGGUGAUUUCUCCGGAGUACAACCUAUUGGUGGCAAUGUUGUGGAGGCACCCUGAGGUUGUGGACGCGGAGAAGGCAAAGGUGGUUCACUAUUGCAUGGAGGGGUCGAAGCCGUGGAGAUUCACCGGCGAGGAAGAGAAUAUGGACAGAGUAGACAUGAAGAUGUUGGUAAGCAAGUGGUGGGAUAUAUACAAUGAUGCCUCCUUGGAUUUCAAUGUCGCCGGCCAAGGUGUGAAGGUGGUUCACUUCUGCGUCGCUGGUUCAAAGCCAUGGCAGUAUACGGGGGAAGGGGAGCAUAUGGAGAGAGCAGAUGUAAAAAUGUUGGUUGACCACCGGUGGGAAAUUUAUAACGAUUCUGCAAAGGAGCAAGUAGACAGGUUUCUGGUUGAUGGGGAUGAACUUUAUACCUAAUAAAGGAGACUCACAUGUUUUGUGGCUGUCUUUGGUUUGCAUGUUGUAGCUGGAUUAGCUUGUAGUCUUUGCAUCAUUACCUGUAUUAUCCAGACCUGUUUGUCUGUUGCAGAAUUGCAGUACAAACGUAUGUAUAAAUCUCUACUUAGAUCUGUUUCUAUUGCCCGAGUUCCAACAAUGGACUUUCAGCAAGAUCUAAUCGAAGACAUUAGACACACAACCACUAAAUCACAAUUAUUUCAUCAACUAUUUUUGAUAUGUCAUUGAAGUAAUUUUGACUAUUAUUAGUCAUUAAUUUUGAUUUUGCAAAUAUCACACUUAAAUAAAUACUAUGAAAAUUGAUAAUAAUAAAAAAAUUAUGAAAUGAAAACAUUGAUUUGUAGCGAAAAUGGGACUGAUUUUGAUGGUAUUGUUGUGGAUGAUUAAGGUAUUCUUGCAAAAAA